UUGUUCAGUGGAAAACCGAACGGCAAAGUCAUUAGCAUUAGCGAAUUCAUAGACUGCGAGGCGGCAGAAUUCGUCUUUCAUCAAAAACUUGUUGUCACUUGCACCGGUCCGGUGGUCAUUUUCGAACCAUUUCUGACAGACAAGCACAGCAACUUCGUUACUUUUGUGGUACUUUUGCGAACUCAGAGUACGUUGUGGUCGAACGAGCUCGAUGACGUCAGCUGGACAUACACAGUGAGGUUGAGGACGCAAAUUACUUUGCCUUACAACUCAACAUUAUCGCGGCUGGUUCGUCACUUGAUGACCAAUUACAACAAGAACAUGCGACCCGUGUUACAUCCUGCUGAUACGCUGAAGGUGGAAAUUCAAAUCGCCCCGCAUCAAAUCAUCAAUGUGGACGGGAAGCGUAACCUUAUCGAAAUAUCUGGUUCAUUUGAAAUGGUACUGCUUGUAGAUUUUAAUAAAUGAUG
Molecule: messenger RNA, 470 nt
Organism: Soboliphyme baturini
Lineage: Eukaryota; Metazoa; Nematoda; Enoplea; Dioctophymatida; Soboliphymatidae
Source: the annotation of a GenBank genome assembly